AUGGCAGAAGGACAGCCUGAAGAUAUUGAUGUGGCGAAGACGUUGGCAAAAUACACGAAUCGUCGGAAGCAAAUUGAAGCCGAGGAGAGGGCUCGACGACGUGAGGGAUUUUUGUCAUCAGGUGACUCCGAUAUCGAACUCGAAUCGUUCAUCCCGGCUCAUCGUCGGCGUAAAGAGAAAGCUGUGCGACGAGCUCUUGUUCAAAAUGUUCUCACAGCAGGCGCCAAUCAAAUGGCAAAGCAUGAAGAAGUCGAGAAGAAACGACGAAAACGCGAAGAACAAAAGGCAAAAGAGGAAGAGAAAAGGAGUUUGCUUGAGAAACAUGGCGACUAUCAACAAGAAGAACAAGAUCCGGUCGAUCUUCAGCGAAAAGAAGAAGAAGCCAUUUUGGCGGCUCUAAAUGAUCAAAGCAGUUUGCUGGCGAUAGCAGAAGCAGCACGAGGCGUCACUUAUUCAAGUUCUUUGCGCACGGGAUGGGUUCCGCCUGGUCAUGUACGUCGACAAAAUGAGAGCGAUUGUGUAACUUUUCGUCGCAAACGAGGAAUCACGGUUGAAGGAGAGCAAUGCCCACCACCUAUUGGCAGCUUUCUGGAGAUGAAGUUUCCACGAGCUCUCUUGGAUGGCUUAAAAAAGAAGAACAUCACAGUACCUACACCGAUUCAAGUUCAAGGAUGCCCAGUUGCAUUAAUGGGACGGGAUAUGAUCGGAAUCGCUUCAACGGGUUCAGGAAAAACGAUAACUUUUGCUUUACCGAUGGUCAUGUUUGCGCUUGAGCAAGAAGUUGCUUUACCAUUCGAGCGAGAUGAGGGACCGUAUGCAUUGUGUAUUGUUCCAUCACGAGAGUUGGCGCAUCAAAUUCAUGACGUUGUCUCGGACCUUUGCAAAGAUCUUUUGAGAGCUCGUUUUCCGGAAAUUCGUGUCGCGCUUUGCAUUGGUGGAGAACCCCUUGGUGAACAGGCUCGGUUGUUCCAUCGAGGAGUUCACAUCUGCAUUGCGACGCCUGGUCGUCUAUCGGAUAUGCUUACGAAAAGGAUCUUCAAUUUGCAGCUGUGUCGUUACUUGGUGCUGGACGAAGCUGAUCGAAUGUUGGACAUGGGUUUUGAAGAUGAGAUCAAAAGUAUCUUCUCGUUCUUCCGAUCACAACGACAAACUUUACUCUUCUCGGCGACGAUGCCAAAGAAGAUUCAGAUUUUUGCAAAGAAUGCACUUAUCAGGCCAAUCAUCGUGAACGUCGGACGAGCUGGAGCGGCUUCGUUGAACGUUUUACAAGAAUUUGAGUACGUUUCACGAGAAGAGAAACUUGUUCGAAUUUUAGAGGCCUUGCAAAAGACGCCACCUCGUGUGCUUAUCUUUGCUGAGAAAAAGCUGGAUGUGGACAGUAUUUAUGAGUAUUUGUUAGUGAAAGGCAUUGAAGUUGCCUGUAUUCACGGUGGAAAGGAUCAAAAAGAUCGACACGAGGGCAUCGAAGCUUUCCGUCGAGGGGAGAAAGAUGUGCUCGUGGCAACUGAUGUUGCUUCAAAAGGUCUCGAUUUUAAAGACAUCCAACACGUUUUAAAUUACGAGAUGCCUGACGAUAUCGAAAAUUACGUUCAUCGAAUUGGACGUACAGGAAGGUCCGGUAGAAGAGGUCUCUCCACAACAUUUAUCAACAGACGCACGGACAUGAACAUUAUGGCCGAUUUGAAGCAAUUGCUUAUCGAAGCUGGACAACCGUUGCCUGAGAUGUUGCAAGAGCUUGGUGGUGGUGACGAUGCUGCACAGAGCAUGACGGGAACGGGACAGGACCGUGGAUGCGCCUAUUGUUCGGGUCUUGGACAUCGUAUUACCGAAUGCCCCAAACUUGUCGGCAUUCAGGCGAAAGCUACCCAAAAUAUGCAACGAGCUGCCGGAGAAGAGGGACACUAC
Molecule: messenger RNA, 1905 nt
Organism: Mesorhabditis belari
Lineage: Eukaryota; Metazoa; Nematoda; Chromadorea; Rhabditida; Rhabditidae
Source: the annotation of a GenBank genome assembly